CCCGCGGUGGCGGCGGCGAUAUGGCGGACGUGCUGAGCGUCGGGGUGAACCUGGAGGCCUUCGCCCAAGCCAUCAGUGCCAUCCAGGCGCUGCGCUCCAGCGUGAGCAGGGUGUUCGACUGCCUGAAGGAUGGCAUGCGGAACAAGGAGACGCUCGAGGGCCGGGAGAAGGCCUUCAUUGCGCACUUCCAGGACAACUUGCAUUCGGUCAACCGGGACCUCAAUGAGCUGGAGCGGCUGAGCAACUUGGUGGGCAAGCCGUCGGAGAACCAUCCUCUGCACAACAGCGGGCUGCUGAGCCUGGACCCCGUGCAGGACAAGACGCCGCUCUACAGCCAGCUCCUGCAAGCCUACAAAUGGUCCAACAAGUUGCAGUACCAUGCAGGUCUAGCAUCUGGCCUUCUGAAUCAACAGUCUUUGAAGCGCUCUGCCAAUCAGAUGGGCGUGUCCGCCAAGCGCAGACCGAAGGCUCAGCCCACGACCCUGGUCUUGCCGCCUCAAUAUGUCGAUGACGUGAUCAGCCGCAUUGACAGGAUGUUUCCUGAGAUGUCCAUCCACUUAUCCAGACCCAAUGGGACGUCAGCAAUGCUUCUGGUGACCUUGGGGAAGGUGUUGAAGGUCGUCGUGGUCAUGCGGAGCCUCUUCAUCGACCGCACCAUCGUGAAGGGCUACCACGAGGACGUCUACACGGAGGAUGGCAAGCUUGAUAUAUGGUCCAAGUCCAACUACCAGGUGUUCCAGAAGGUGACCGACCACGCCACCACAGCCCUGCUGCACUACCAGCUGCCCCAGAUGCCGGACGUCGUGGUCAGAUCCUUCAUGACCUGGCUGAGAAGCUACAUCAAGCUGUUCCAGGCCCCGUGCCAGCGCUGCGGGAAGUUCCUGCAGGACGGCCUGCCCCCGACCUGGAGGGACUUCCGGACCCUCGAAGCCUUCCACGACACCUGCCGGCAGUGAGCCCCGCCCGUGCUGCCCGCACCUGUCUGCCCUGCCCCCACCAGGCAUGGAGCGCAGGGCCGAGCCUCCACGAGCAGACCCAUCUCUGGCCACUGCGGGGGCCAGGAGGAUGCUCCAGGGACGCCGUCCGAGCGAGCCGAGCAGCGCUGGGGACCGCUCCACCCCCGUCCGUCUGUGAAGCCCUUGCCUUGACUGUUACUGGGAUGAGCCAUGUGGCUGUGUUGCUUUUCUGUAACUUAUUUUUGUAAACAAUAAACCUUUUGUACC
Molecule: messenger RNA, 1223 nt
Organism: Lepus europaeus (European hare)
Lineage: Eukaryota; Metazoa; Chordata; Mammalia; Lagomorpha; Leporidae
Gene: MED27
Product: mediator complex subunit 27
Exons: 8
Coding region: 21-956 (311 amino acids)
Biological process (GO): regulation of transcription by RNA polymerase II
Cellular component (GO): mediator complex
Molecular function (GO): transcription coactivator activity
Source: RefSeq, a predicted model, not a curated record